Messenger RNA from Prorocentrum cordatum, 5332 nucleotides. NCBI's taxonomy places the organism in Eukaryota, Dinophyceae, Prorocentrales, Prorocentraceae. The record is from the annotation of a GenBank genome assembly.
AUGGCCUCAGCCCGGCAGGCGCGCUGGCUGGUGGCGGCGGCUGCCACGCUGGUGCUCCCGCCGCCGCGCCGCGGGCUCGGCUGCGCGGGCGGCGCGGGCACCUUCGUUCAGCAGCACGUGGAGGUCCACGUGCACGUCGCGAGCGGCGCGGACGCCGCACGGGCCGGGCGCGCCGCGGCUGAGGCAGCCGCUGCCGUGCUGGGCGGGACCCCUUGCGGGGCCGGCGCGUCGCCGGCCAAGCAGGCGCCGGAGGCUGGCGCAGCGGCGCGCUGCGGACGGGCUGGUGGCAGCCAGGCUCCGGCGCGCGCCCCGCGCCCUGAGGGCUGGGCCUACGCUGUGUGGCGGCACUCCCUGCGGCCGGAGCUGCGGGGCGUGCACUGCGGCGGCGGCGCGGCUUGGCGGGAGCUGGCGGCGACGCUGCCUGGCGGGCGCUACACGUUCUCGUCGGGCGUGCGGCUGCGGCGGUGCGCCAGCGAGCUGGCGGCCGUGGCUGGCUACGAGGCGGAGGCGGCGAAGCACGAGGCGCCGCUGCCCGCGCCGCUGUUCGACGUGCUGGCCCCGCGGCUCGCUGCGGAGGAGUACGAGUGGGAGAUGCGGGUGGCGGAGCUGACGGACGACUACAUGCCCCUGCAGGUCGACGUCUCGGUGGUGCACCGAGGGUUGAGCGCGGACAGCGCGGGGAUCGCGGUGCCUAUCGUGCCGAUCCGCAAGGCGGGUUCCGUGCUCGCCAUCGCGAUCCCCGCGGACGUGUGCCCGUGGCUGAGCCCCCACUUCGCCGCGCUGGGUGACCCCGUGCAUUUCCUCCCGGCGGUCGACGGCCAGAUGGCGACGGUGGCUUUCGUGAGGGUCAGCUCGGAGGGCGGUGCUUGGAUGGAGCCCGCUACGGGUAGCGGGCAUUGGGCUGGCGAUGGACGCUGGACUGCGGCGCGGGCGCUGGUUUCCCUUGCAGCGUCUCUGCCUGCCGCGGUGGCGGACGACGACAUCAACCCAGAGCGGGACUACUCCAGCGCUCUGGUCCCCGCCCCGCACGCGCUCAGCCCAGAGGACCUCGACGCGGUGCUGGGCGGCGCGCUGGGGUUCGGGCCCUGGCGCGGGCUACUGCGCUUGCGCUGGCCGCCGCCGGAGCCCGAGCCUGGAGGCGAGGACCAGAUCGUGGGGCCCGACGGUCAAGGGCUGCCGGGCAUCGUGACCCCGCCCAACGGGGGCGCCGCUGCUGCAGCGGCCGCGCCUUGGGAGCCGUUGCCCCCGCCCGAGCCUCCCGCCCGCGCUGGUGGCGCCGCCAGCGCCGCUCGCCUGCAGGACUCGGCUGCUGCCGCUGCUCGGGCCGUGACGCCCCAGGGCAAGGUCGCAGCCUUGGCCGCUGGCCGUGCGCGAGCUGCGCGGGGGCGCGCUGGUCCCGCCAGCAGCGCCGAGGAGGAGGACAGCGCCGCCGAGAGCCGCCGCGGCCCCGCGCGGCCCCGCCCGCCCGCGGCCUCGGGCCGCACGACGGUCGCUUCGCUGGCUGCCGUGCUGGAGCGCCUGGAGGCUUGGAAUCAGGACGUGCUGAGGCGCAUGGCGCUGCUGGAGACGGUGGGGCGCCCGCCGGCUGGAGGCGCGGGGCCUGUGGGCGCCGCGGAGCCCGCGCUGGGCGAGGCCGCGCCCGCCCUGCCCGCAGCCGCCCCCUCGCAUCCGCAGGUGCUCGGACCGGCGCGAGGCGCCGCGGCGGAGCUACAGGCCGCAGGCGCGCCGCCUCUGGCUCGCUUCGGGCAGCCCGUAGGCUUGGCGAGCCCGCUGCCGGUCGGCGCCGUGCCCGCUGCCGCAGGCGCGGCUGCGCGAGGCCUCCGCGCUGGGGCGGCUGCAGGGCGUGCCAGCGAGAUGCCUCUGAACGCGGUGCAGGUUGCCCAGGCCCGCGCCUCCUACGCUCGUGCCCACGGCGUGCCGCUCGCCGACGUCACCGAGGGCGAGGUGCGCAGGUCGGCGGAGGGCAUCUUUGUGUGGUGCCAGGCUGCCGUGGCCGAGCUGCAGCGGAUGCCUGCUGGCGCGGGGCCCGACGCGCUGGACGGGCUAUUGCAGCCGGGCCUCGACGAUGGGUCCGCCGCUGCUGGCAAGAUGCCAGGGGCCCGCGGCGCUGCCAGCAUGACAGCCAUGAUCAGGAGGAACGCGGAGGUGGCGCUGGCGGGCACGUCGGGCGGCCCCGACCCGCGCGUGCGCAGCCUGGUGGAGUUCGUGGUCAGGACGGGCACGAUCAAUCGCGGCAACAGGACGGCGGCCUACCUAGGCUUCGGGAUCGCGCGGCUCGCGGACCUGUUAGCGCGAGGCCAGCUCGAGGCGGCGGAGGCGGUCAUCCUGCUGCUGCUGACGGCGCUGGAGCAGGCGCAGAGGGACAGCGGGCGCUGGCAGCUGGCCUGGCUCCUCACUCACCUGCCCGAGCCGCCGUGGUCUCAGAUGACGACAGGCUCCAGCGGCUCGGUGGACAGCCUGCGGCCCUUCGGCCACCUGGCCGAGCCGACGUGGACCACGGCAGCGAUGGCCUACACCAAGGACGCAGCCUCCCUGGCCGAGAUCAGGAAGAAGUUCAACGACGACCGCGGCGGCGGCAAGAAGGCUGGUUUGCCGCGGGUGCAGAUCGGCAUGGUGCGCCGCUUGCUGCGGGCCAGGACCAGUCUGGCCUACUACUUGUAUUCGUGCAGGCAUUUCUCCGGCACGCCGUCGGACUCCCCGGCGCGUACCUGCUUGAAGUUGUUCCAUAUGGCGCCGCCCUACUCGUGGACCAUCGGCGCCCCUCCGUGCUCCAGCCCGCGCUGCAGGGACCGCUGGAAGAAGGCGCAGGUGGCGAAGCUGCAGGUGAACCUGGUAGUGGUCGCGUGCUCCUUCCUGGCGCUCGGCUCGCGGCGGCGGUGCCCGGACGCUUACAGGACGGGGGUGGGCUUGAGUGAAGUGCAGCGAGAGCGGCUCCCGCACCUCCUCGCCCUUGCCAAGCAGUGGAGCCGCACGCCCUACCACAUGAGCGGCCGCGGCAAGAUGAAGCUACAGGCGCUUCUCGAAUUCGGUGUGCAACUGCGUGGAGCCGCACCCGAGCAGCAGGUGCGCGCUCCACCCCCUCUCGCGGUGGCGCCCUUCGUGGCCAGCCGCGCGACCUUCUGCAAGCAGGAGGCCCACUUCGACCCUGUGUACCACCUGCCCGUUUUCGAGGCGGCGGCGUACCUGGACCCGGAGCUGAUCUUGAGGGGCGUCCCGCUCGAGCAUGGCUUGAAGGCUAUGCGACAGUCUAGGAACAUGAAUCAGAUCGUGGAGUUCGCUUCGGAUUUGGAUCGUUCCCACAAGCUGUAUUUGGCGAGACCAGGCGAGGUGGGCAUGGGCCAGGCUUGUAAGCUCAUCCCCGUCUACCGUGAUCAGCACCGAGAUCGUAUAGUGUGGGGUCGCAGGAUACGGAACGCGGCCGAGCACGCGCUGCAGUCGGGCAGUCAGCGCCUGGUCUCUGGGCACGCGCUGUGCGACUACGAGCUGAACGAGGGCUUCGUGCCCGUGCUGUUCGCGGAGGACGUGGCCGAUUUCUACCCCGCCUUCGACUCUACGCCGGCCAAGGCGCGCACCAACAUCCUGGGGCGCAAGGUCCCCACGUACUUGCUGAAUCACACCAAGGCGUACGCGGCGCGCCGCGCCGAGCUGGGGGAGCACUGCGUGGCGUGCGUGGCCAGCCUGCUCAUGGGGGACCUGAACGCCAUCGACUUCGCCCAGGGCGCGCACGAGGCCGUGCUGCAGGCGGGGGGCUCGCUGGCGGACGCAGUGCGGGUGCAGCGCCAUCGGCCUUUCCCGAGGGGCGCCCCCGCGGAGCUGCUGCAGAUCGACGACCGCAUCGGCCUGGGGCAGCGGGCGCGGGGCUCUCGGCAGCUGCCGCGCGAGCUGGUGCAGUCCUUCGCUGGAGCCCGCGAGCAGUGCGCGCAGGUGGGGCUGAGGGCCGCGGGCGACAAGCGCGUGGCAGGCGCCUCCGCGGGCUUCGCGCUGGGAGCGGAGGUGCUGUCUUCGGGACAUAUCGGCGCUGAACGUCUGCGGCGUGCUGGCCUGGCGCUGCUAUCCUCUGGCAUUGCGGCGCACGGCCUCGCGACGGGCGCCCUGCUCAGGAGGACAGUGGCCAGCUGGGUACAUGUCGUGGGCUUUCGGCGGCCCGCUAUGUGCCUGCCGGGCGAGGUGUUCCGUGCGCUGCCGGCGAUGCCGCUUGACGACGACGUCUUCGAGCUGAGCGCGGGCGCGCGGCAGGGGCUGAUGCUGUUGUCCAUGCUGGCGCCUACGCUGGUCACCAACCUCAAGGCGAAGGUAGCGAGCAGGGUGGUGUGCAGCGGCGCCUCGCACCACUUCAUGGCUGCCGUCGAGGCCGACGUCGCCCAGCCGGUGGUUCGCGAGAUCUGGCGGCACAGGGACAAGCGCGGGUGGUACACGCAGCUCACCAGCAAGGAGGUGGCCUACAUCCGCGCGCACAGGCGACUGGAGGAUCGAGCCUGGCUGCAGGUGUUCGACGUGCUGGAGGUCUGCAGCGGGCGUGAUGCCCCUUGGUCCUCGGCGCAUGCGGCCGCCGGGCUGCGAGUGGGGCCCAGGAUCGACCCCAAGACGCAUCCGCUUUGGGACCUGCGCUCCGUCCGCAUCGUGGAGUGGAUCCUCUUCCUGAUCAUCAACGGCUGGGUCGCCAACGUGCACUGCGCCCCGCCGUGCGCCACGUUUUCGUUGGCGCGGCAGCCGCGGUUGCGCUCGCGAGCCCAGCCGCUGGGCCUGGAUCCUACUGAUCCUACGACGCGCCUGGGUACCGUCCUGCUCUACAGGGUGCUCCUCAUCCUGUGGGCCGCGCUCAAGUGCGACAGGCUCGGGUCCAUGGAGCAUCCCGCUGGCGCUUAUUCGUGGUACGUGCCGGCGAUGCGGUCGCUGCUCGCCAAACCUGGCUGUGGCUCACUGGACUUUGCGGCCUGUGCCUUCGGCGCGCCGUGCCAGAAGCCGACGCGGCUAGGUCUGGUGAACGGCGGCUUCCUGCAGCCGCUGUCCCGCCCCUGCGUGCAUGGGCGCCGCGCUCGUAGCCGCCCGCUGGUCGGUGCGGCGCGCGCGGCGCCGGCGGCCGCCUACGCGGCCGAGCUGUGCGCCAUCUGGGCCGAGCUGACGCGGGCGCAUCUGGCAGCCAGGGCCCCGCUGGGAGGACCCGAGCAGGCGCCGGCCGCGGCUGGCGGGCGACUGGAGCAGCCUUUCGUCAACGACCUGAUCCGCUGCUGCCGCUGGCGCGCUUUCACCUGUGACCCCUGCCCGCCGGCGACGGGCUUACCUCGGCGGAGCAACUGGGCCGAGGCCGCGGAGCAACUGAAACCAAGCGGCG